This is a messenger RNA of Danio rerio (zebrafish), 4247 nucleotides long. The record is from RefSeq and is a predicted model, not a curated record. NCBI's taxonomy places the organism in Eukaryota, Metazoa, Chordata, Actinopteri, Cypriniformes, Danionidae.
CGCCUCUAAAAACAGCACACUCGCCUUUCGAUUCACACAGAAGCUAGAAAAGCGUGCAGUUGUUUCUGGUGGUCUUUUCAGCACUCCGGUUAUGCUUUCUUCCAGCUGCCCAGCAGGUGGGCACAGUCGCCUGUACAACUCCUUGCGUUCAUAUCUGGACAAUCAGAGCCGAGCACAGCCCAUCAUUGGUCUAAACUCCAUCACUGAGGUGCUGACACACAGACAUCCUGCAGUUUACUUCUGUGAUGUUUGCUUUCUGAGAAUAACCAAGGCUGACGUUAGAAACCACAUCAUGGGCAGCAUUCACAAAUACAAUUACACUAAAUCGCUUCAUGAGCAUGGAUGGAGAUCUGACACAGACCUGACUCUUCUGGCUCGCCAUUUAAUGGAAAUUGCAAAAAUGGUUGAAAAGAAAGAGGGAACAGGAGAUAUUCAGGUUCUGUGUGUGGAUGAAGUUGUCUACAAGGAGAUCACCUCAGCUCCUCUCCCUGACGCUUUUGCUCAGAUGAAAGAGAUAAAGAAGCAACCAAAGCCUAAUGCACGGGAUUUACACACAGUUCAACAGAGCCAAUCAGAAGGCAAUGGAACCAAAGUUGAAUGGCAGCAGAUGUCUGGGAACGUGGAUGGGAAUGGACAUCGUUCCACUUUGUAUCCAACCCAUUAUGUGUCCACUAUACCAUCAAAAUGUCCAGCUGAUGUUGAACCUCAGACAGUCUCAACCAGGCCAGCACCAAAUGCGUUGAUCCCUAGUGUCAAACCAUUACUCAUAUGCCAGAAAAAAUCUACACAUAACAGUCUUGUGGAUCCACAUGUUUCAUCAAGAAUUCCUGUUCUGGGAAGUUUCAUCAGCCAACACGUAAGUCAGGAUCAACCACACAGAAACCAGAGUUUUCAAACAUACAUGUCAUCCGAAAACCAGUGUUUAACUCAAGUGUGGAGAGUUUCAUCAGUAAGACCACCAACACAUUGGAGCCCAGUCGGACCUCCUUGCCGGAACUACAUAGUGUGUUCUGAUGAAGACAACAGGAACACAGUCAUGCAGUCAUUUGGAGUUGGUUAUGAAACCCAUGCGCUGCGUUUAGCUCAAACCACUCCAUACCAAACACCAUCUUAUACUGUGAGCCACAAUGUACCAGAGAUAGCCCAGGAUUUAACCUAUGAAUAUUUGAGAAAGGAAAGCUCAUGUAAUGGUCUGGAGCCACGCAGUGAUGUGAAGUCCACCAGUUUAAUGAAGCCCCACAGUAUUGGUGUGUUGGAAUCUGCUGUAAUGCAUCCAAAUCAGUCACAUGAUCAGGCGUAUUCACAGGAGCCAAUCAACAACAACAGUUGGGAAGCACAUGUGGAACAAGAAAACAAAUAUCUGAUGUCACAAAACCCAAUUGCCCAGUUCUCUCAGACUCCCCAACGCACCUCAGAUGUGGCUAAUGUCAACCACAGUGGUCAAAAGCCUCUUAUAGGUCUGCAAGCUGUUAUUAAGUGCCAGUGCGUGCUGGGGAAUGCACAUCCGUGUUUUUACCUGUGCCAGGUGUGUUCUGUAAAGAUAAGGAAGAGAAAAAAAAUAAUCAAGCACCUGAUUAACCCUGACCACCAGAGAAACUACUUGAAAGCUCACCAUCCGGAGCUCUUGCUUAAAAAGUCCAAACCAGGCCUUACAAUAAAGCAGCUUGAAGAGAUCGCUCUCCAGCUGGAGAAAAAGGACGGAAGGCCACAUAUAAAGGUGAUGAACUUGCCUGUUCAUAUCUUUAAUGAUAUAUUGCAGAAGGAUUAUCAGAGCUGUUUGUGUGUGGUGAACAGUGGAGUUGGUGUGGAGUGGACAACAAAUCUGUUCUCUUUCAAUGAAGGAAAUGACAGAAUAACAGGUCCCAUUCCAACUCUCAAUCGUCCAGCAGAAUGUAUCCCUCCUCCUUCAAAGAAACGUCCCAUUGAAGAUCAAGAUGAAGCUCCAACUUGUGAGAUGCACAAAAAAAUAAAGACCGAAAAUCCUGACAUGCCUAACACCAGUGCUAAUGAAGUAAAGAAGACUGUGUUUAAGGUAAGCCUGUCUCUGCAGGCUGGACCCCCCAUUGUCAUCGAGAGAGCACCUCUAAAAGACAAGACCACCAUAGCGCCAGAGAUCGAAGAGCAAAACACACGUUCUCAGCUUUGCAUUUACGGCUGUCCACACUCAGUCGACAACACCACACAGCAGGAACUCCUUCACACGGACAACCACACACUGACGGCUACAGACUCUGAGCAGCUCGUGAUUCCAGCUCAGUUUGACCACACGGAGCUGUUCAGUAGUCAAACUGAGCGGUCUCAGAUGCUGGAGGACUGUGGUCCAGUGGUCACUGUGCAGCGUGCUGAUUGGCCGGAGCAGAAUUAUUGGGACUUCAGAAACAGCCAAUGGCAGAGCAGAGAUGCAGGUGCUCACGCUGAGUGUGCAGGGUACAUGCAGUACUGGUGGUGAUUCUGAGCCUUCGAGAGAACAAAUAAUACAAGGACAUUUGGCAGAGGAUGCAGCAAACCAUUUUGCUAAAUAAUUGAGUCCAAAUAGUACAACUUCAGAUUUUAAUCAGAUCAAUUUACGUGAAGUUUUCAUUAGUGUACUUAAUUUGGCCUUCUCCAUCAAAGUGAUGGUGAUUAUGUAUUAUUAGUUUGCAUGUAUAUACAGUAGUACAUGUAUACAUGCAUAUGUGAUGGUGUCAUAAAUGUAUGCAUAUAUAUAUGUAUAUACAUGCAUACAUAUGACACCAACCCAAGCAUGUAUACGGUAUGUAUAUGUGUACUACAUAAACGUGUGUACAUGUAAUGCAUAAACGAUAUAUAUGCGCACAUACAUAUAAAUGUAUACAAACACACAUUUGAGUGUGUGUGUGUGUAUAUAUUUAGAUAGCAUUGCUGUUUUGUAGUAAACAGAAACAUAUAAAGAGUUCAGAUGCAAAAAAACUCUAAAUGAGCAUUUUUUCCUCAGUCUCCUAUGUUUAUAUGCUGUCAUUGGACUUUAAAGGCAAUGAAAAUAACAUAUUCAUCACCAUAAAAGUAAAACGUAUAAAACUACACAGAAAAAAAAAUAGAAAAAUGCUAAUUUUAGAAGAUUUAUGAUGGCAUUUAGAGGCUUUCGCAUCUGCUCUCUUCUUAAAUCCUCUGUGUUCCCAGUUUGUUUGUGUAAAUAGUAAAUAUACCUGUUAAUUUGCAUUCAGUAGCAUUAACUGUCAUUGCAAUAUUUUUUCCAGAUAUAAGCAUACAUUUACAAUUUGGAGAAAAAAGUUGCUCAUUUAGUUGCAGGAUUAAGCAAACAAAAUCUUAAUCUUAAUAAUCCCUUCUCUGAGAACAACAACAUUUAUUAAAACAAAAUCAAAAAGGUUUUCCUAAACCAGAAUCAUUUUAAAAAGUGAUGGAUUGGUAAUCAGCACCAGCUACUGUAGAUAAAGAAACAUAAUAAAGUAAGAAAAAUACCCCUCAAACAUUAAUUAAUAGCUUUUUCACAUAAUUGUUUUUGCCUUUCAAUUUUUGUUCCCCAGAACGGCUUCAUUUUUUUAAGUGCGCUAUUUUUUAAGUAUUAUUUAGCAGAAUCGUUUAGUUGCUAUUACAUUUACAUUUAGUUAAGGUAUAUGCAUAUUUGGGUUCAAAAAUUAUAUUUUGUUUGGAGAACUAUAUAUAAAACAAGUUAACAUUUAUUUAUAUAGAGUGAGCGUGUUGCUGUUUACUAGUUAACAAAUGCAAGUUUGUUACCAAUGACCAUUAACAGAUGGUCAGAUAUACCAGUUCCUUUUCAUAUUUUGAAGCAUUAAUUCCUUUAUCUCUGGUACAGAACUCUGCAAAUGAGAUGUCAACUCUAUUUUUAGAAGAUUUGAAGAAAAUUUAGUUUAUAUGCAUUCAUAAGCUAAGCUAAAGUUAUGUUGUUAUUAGUUUAAAUGUUAAAUACUUUUCAUUCACCUGGUUUGAAGUUAGCAGCAGCACUUGGAAGUGCAUUUUCUUUCUUUCAAAGUUAUAGUUAUCGAAUGUGUUUCAAACAGACAGACAGGCAACACAGAUUAGCUUUUGUUGUUUUGUUAAUUUCACUGGUUUUAUUACUGAACAUGUUCAUAUUGUUGUUAUACCAAGAGUAGAUGUUUUGAGAAUCAGCCAAUUUCUUAAGUUUUAUUUUUUUGUCGUGGCUGACAGAACUGACUUUAAAGUGUUAAAUGUGAAAUCAUUUGUAUUAUAACUGAUUAUUUUAACAUCAAAUACAUACUUCUUUAAUAAAAUGUGUAUUUUCACAAACA